Molecule: messenger RNA, 2190 nt
Organism: Phlebotomus argentipes
Lineage: Eukaryota; Metazoa; Arthropoda; Insecta; Diptera; Psychodidae
Product: phenoloxidase 2
Exons: 4
Coding region: 54-2111 (685 amino acids)
Molecular function (GO): oxidoreductase activity
Source: RefSeq, a predicted model, not a curated record
UGUGUGCUGUGUCAAUCACGAGUGGCCUCAACGAGUUGCUUUGAGCGGAAAUUAUGACCGACAAGAAGAAUCUCCUGUUGCUCUUCGACCGGCCCCAGGAGCCGGUGUUCGUGGAGAAGGGCGAGCGGAAGACGGUGUUCGACGUGCCCGACAAUUAUCUCUCCGAUCAAUACCGUGACAUUGGCACUGAGCUGCAGAAUCGCUUCGGCGAGGCGGCGGAGAAUCGGAUUCCCGUGAGGAACAUCUCGCUGCCGGACCUGCGGGUUCCAAUGACUCUGGGCCGUCACGAGCAGUUCUCUCUCUUCAUCCCGUCCCAUCGCGUCUACGCCGGACGCCUAAUCGACAUCUUUCUGGGAAUGCGAAGUGUCGAUGACUUGCUGAGCGUGGCGGUUUAUGCUCGUGACCGCUUGAAUCCCUAUCUCUUCCACUAUGCUCUCUCCGUGGCUCUGCUGCACCGGCCGGACACUAAGGACCUCCCGAUCCCCAACUUCAUGGAGACCUUCCCGGACAAGUUCAUGGACAGCAAGGUGUUCGCCUCGGUGCGCGAGGAGGCUGCGAUUGUCCCUGUUGGCUCUCGGCGCCCGAUUGUGAUUCCCAGAGAUUACACGGCGUCGGACUUGGAGGAGGAGCACAGGCUGUGGUACUUCCGCGAGGACAUCGGCAUCAACUUGCACCACUGGCACUGGCACUUGGUGUAUCCCUUCGAGGCCAACACGCGCGCCGUUGUGGCCAAGGACAGGCGCGGAGAGCUCUUCUACUACAUGCACCAGCAAAUUGUGGCGCGCUACAACUUCGAGCGGCUGUGCAACAGGCUGAAGAGGGUGGAGAGACUCAACAAUCUGAGGGAGCCUAUCAAGGAGGGCUACUUCCCGAAGAUGGACUCUCUGGUGUCCAGUCGACAGUGGCCAGGAAGAGCCGCCAACACGAAGCUGAGGGAUCUGAAUCGCGGUCUGGAUCAGAUCAAUAUGGAUUUGGGCACUUUGGAGCGCUGGCGCGACAGAUUCUUCGAAGCCAUCCAUCAGGGCUUCAUUGUCGAUCCGCAGGGCACGAGGAUUCCCCUGGAUGACAAUCGUGGCAUCGAUGUCCUCGGCAAUGUGAUGGAAGCGAGCAUUCUCUCGCCCAAUCGCCAGCUUUACGGCGAUCUGCACAACAUGGGACACGUGUUCAUCAGCUACGCGCACGAUCCUGACCAUCGCCACCUGGAGUCCUUCGGCGUGAUGGGAGAUGCCACCACGGCCAUGCGCGAUCCUGUCUUCUACAAGUGGCACAGCUACAUCGACGACAUCUUCCAGGAGCACAAGAACAGACUUCCGCCCUACUCUGAGGCCGAGCUCACGUAUCCCAACGUCCAGAUCACCAAUGUCACAGUGCAAAAUGACAAAGGCGGCAAAACUAAUGAGCUCCGCACUUUCUUCAUGCAAAGCGACGUAAAUCUCUCGCGCGGUUUGGACUUCACUCCACGUGGAGAUGUCCUUGCCAGAUUCACACAUUUGAACCACGAGAACUUCACGUACACCAUCACUAUCAAUAACGCCAAUAAUGCUCAGAUUCUGGCAACUGCACGCAUUUUCAUUUCGCCCAAAUUUGAUGAGCGCGGCAGUGAAAUGAGCUUCAGGGAAGUGCGCCACGCCAUGAUUGAGUUGGAUAGAUUUGUCAUUGCAUGUCGUCCCGGAUCCAAUACAAUCAGGCGUCGCUCCACGGAGUCCAACGUCACAAUUCCCUUCGAGAGGACCUUCCGCAAUCUGGACAAUCGUCCGACCGGGGCGGACGCCGAGGCGCAGUUCACGUUCUGCGGUUGCGGUUGGCCGCAGCACAUGCUCAUCCCCAAGGGUGUGCCCGAGGGCAUGCCGUGCAACCUGUUCGUGAUGCUGACCAAUUACGAGGAGGACCGCGUGGAGCAGGACCUCGUGGGCACCUGCAAUGACGCCUUCUCCUUCUGCGGCGUCCGCGAUCGUCUCUACCCCGAUCGGCGCCCCAUGGGCUUCCCCUUCGAUCGCCUGCCGCGCCAGGGCAGCGAUCGCCUCAACACCUUCCUCACGCCCAACAUGUUCACCGCCAAUGUCAGCAUCUUCUCCAACGACGCUCUUCCCCAGCAAUCCAACCGCACGUAGGAAAAACGAUGAACUUUGCCUGAGAAAUGCGAAUCCCUUUAUAACAACUUAACUCUUUUGCACAAAUAAAAUACUUCCA